AUGGCCGCCGAUGCGAUCUCCCGUCGAGAUGAAGACGAGGUCUGCCCCGUCUGCAAAUCCUCGCGAUACCUCAACCCGGACAUGCGAUUCCUGAUCAACCCAGAAUGCUACCACAAGAUGUGUGAGUCGUGCGUGGACCGGAUCUUCUCAUCAGGACCAUCCAACUGCCCAGUCGCCGGCUGCCGCAAAACCCUGCGCAAGAACAAAUUCCGCAAACAAACCUUCGAAGACAUCAAUGUAGAGCGCGAAGUCGACAUCCGCCGGCGCGUGAUGCACAUUCUCAACCGUCGGGAAGAAGAAUUUGACUCGAAACGCGCGUACGACGACUUCCUCGAGCAAAGAGAAGAGAUAAUCGCCAACCUAGUAAGCCGCAUCGACGUGCAGAAAACCGAAGCCCAGCUCCAAGAAUACGCGACAGAGAACAUGGCCUCGAUCCGGGCAAACGAAACCCUCGAAAAAGAAGAAGCCACCUCCUUCCACCAGCGCAUCUCCCUCGAACAGGAAGAAGCGCGCCAGCGCCGCCAGGCAGCCCGUGACGAGUACGAGUCCGAGCGCCGUGAGCAUCAAGCUGAGCGCGAGGAUUUCCUCACAAGACUUGCCGCCGGCUCGAGCACAGAUGCCGCUGCCAUCGCGCGCGAAGGCCACAAGGUGCAUUUGAAGAAAUCGUCAGCGCGCCGCAGUGAGGAGGAUCGCAUUCGGCAGAAGCAGGCUGCGCUGCGCUCGGAUACAAAGCGGACGACUCUUUCUUCGGUUGCUGAGGGUGGCAGUGGGCUUGUCAAAGGAUUGCGCAAAAUUAAGACGCCGGAGCCGGAGAAGCCUUAUGAUCCGUUUAUGGGGUAUCUGCCCGAGAAGAGGGAUUAUUAUUCUCUGCAGGAUUAUUAUCCGUCGCAGUAUCUUGAUCCUGUUCGUAAGAAUGCGGAGAUUCUUGCUGGUGGGUAUGACUUAAGGGAGUAUUACGAGCGCACUUUACUUGAGGCCUUUGCAGGGUUGAGCUGUUUUGUUGGAGAAGAGAUUGAGAAGCGGGAUGCCGCUAGGGUUUCGAUCCCGGUUGCUACAGAGGCUGCGGCUAUUGCUGCGACUCUUGGGAGUGCUAGUGAAGGCCCUGUCUAA
Messenger RNA from Penicillium soppii, 1110 nucleotides. RefSeq names its product TFIIH/NER complex subunit TFB3. The coding region runs from base 1 to 1110 and encodes 369 amino acids. Gene Ontology annotation, molecular function: cyclin-dependent protein serine/threonine kinase activator activity. NCBI's taxonomy places the organism in Eukaryota, Fungi, Ascomycota, Eurotiomycetes, Eurotiales, Aspergillaceae. The transcript has 3 exons. The record is from RefSeq and is a predicted model, not a curated record. Gene Ontology annotation, biological process: positive regulation of cyclin-dependent protein serine/threonine kinase activity; nucleotide-excision repair; regulation of transcription by RNA polymerase II. Gene Ontology annotation, cellular component: transcription factor TFIIH holo complex.